AUGAUAGAGAAAUUGAAUCAAGAGAUAAAACAACUGAAAGAAGAACAGAACGUGAAGCAAACAGAAAUCAGUGACACAGAAGUUAAAUACGAAAUACAAAGACAAAAUUUAGAAGAACUGAAAAGCAAAAACCACAAAAUGGCUACGAGUAUAACGAAUCUGCAAUCUGAAAUAGCAAAACUUGUUUCUGAAUCAAGAAGUGGCAAAAUGGAAAUCGCUGAAUUGAAUGAAGCACUACAAAGCUAUAAAAAUGAGCAUAAAGCUAUAAAAGAAGAAAACCUCUUGCUAUUAGAAAAGAUGAAAGCACAGAGUACGACCUGUAACCUUCUAGAAGAUAUGAUGGAUAGCGCAGAUCAAACUGAAAAAGAUCGAACUAUAAAUAAUAAAGAAGAAAUCAUAGCUAAAAUGAAAGAGGAGGUAAAAGAACUCAAAGAAAUUAAUAAAAGUAUGACAGUUUCCAUAAGUGUGUUGGAAGAGGAGAACAAAAGGCUAGAGAAAGAGUUGAAGGAAUUACAAAUGGAGUUUGACCGGAUUUUAGCAGAACAUAUUUCAUCAGAAAAAUCACUGGUUGUAAAUGAUACAGAAUCGAAAACUAAAAAAACUACAAAAGUAAUCACUAAAAAUACGCACAACAAACUAAAUGUUAACUCUACCAAAAAACAAGCAAACAUCACCAAUAUUCAUGACGCAAACAUCAUUACUAAUAUGAAUGAUGCUUAUCCCAGUGAUUCUAUCGAAGUUGGGUCAACUAUAAACUAAUAUGCAAUCCACGCCGAUGCUGAGCCCCCUGAGCACCGACUCGACACCGAAACGAGAUUGGAAAAAAAGACUCAGCCUCAGGGAUCACAGAAAACGAGACUCGCAGCAGGAACUGAAAAUGCUAGAAAAAGUAAUUGGCAAGUAAUCGAGCAUUUUGGUUCCAAAGACAAAGGCAGUUUAUCUUCAAGUCUCAUUGCGGUUGGCAGUAUUACUAGGUCAUCGCCUAGUCAUAGAGAAAAUGGAUCGGCUACAAAUUCUCCGGAUCCGGAGAGUCGCGAAGUCGAACUCUUGGUAUCUGGGACGUCACGGAAAGAAAUGCCCGGAUUUUUCCGGAAAUUGGUUCGACUGCUGAGGAAACUGUGUAGUACUCAUCAAUUUAAAAAUGAACAGGUUGAGAUGUUGUACCAAAGAUAUUUCUUGAAAAUGAACCAAAGCAAUAUGACAAAUCUGAUAUCUCUCUUGUUGCUGUUGUGCAUCGGGUUUUUAUUAUUGGGCGUGGCCGAUUUCAUAGUGCCGCAUCCAGAGGAAUCGCACUCGAUUUACGAAGACACCACGCGAUUCGAUUAUUUAGUCGUACUUAUGUGCACGUCGGCUUGUUGUAUUGCCGUUUAUGGUGUCUUACUCACGGUUGUGUCCAAGCCUGCAAUGAACGAAGUUUACCUGAUUAUAAUCUCCUAUUUUAUAUUAUUGACUUUUGUAACUUUACAGAUCUGCAUCGCAUUUUUCUUCGGACAAAACAGGCCGUUAAUCGGUACAGCUUUCGCAGUAACGUCAACUUAUUUGACGUAUGCGCUGAUGCCAAAUCGACUUAAAGACGCUGUUUUAUCUGGAACGAUAUUAGCUGUGACUGAAUUAGUUUUAUUGGUUUACGUGGGAAAUUUAAAGGAUUUUCCAGAUAUUAUAAGUAAUUUUAUCGUGCUGUUCUGUGCAAACUUGGCCGGAGUUUGUACCCAUUAUCCCAAAGAAGUGGCUCAAAGGAAAGCAUUUUUAGAGACGAGGCAGUGCAUCGAGGCGAGGCUGAAAAUACAAAGGGAAAAUCAACAACAGGAGCGUUUGCUUCUCUCAGUACUGCCUAGACACGUGGCCAUGGAAAUGAAGGCGGACAUUGCCGGUCAACCAAGAGAAGAACAAUUCCAUAAAAUUUAUAUACAAAAGCAUGAAAAUGUCAGCAAAAAAAGAACAAUGCCGAAUACCGACAAAAACAUUCCACCGGAAUUUAAAGCUUUUUACGAAAAAAUCGAAGCGUUGUUCAACGAAAAAUUUGCUUUACUAAAAACGGAUUUCGACCACCUAAAAUCAAAGCUGGCUGACAGCGAAAAAUUAAUCAAAGAACUGAAAAGGGACAACGAAGAUCUGGAAGGAAAACUUCUUAAGUUUAAUAGCAAUACAAAGAAAAACAACCUUAUAAUAUUUGGAUUAGAAGAAACGGACGAAGAAGAUCCCUAUCAAGUUGUAUUGAACCUAUUUUCAAGCAUUCUAAAUAUAAAUACAACCAAAGAAGAGAUUUCAGCAGUCUACCGUUUUGGAAAAGCAAGUAGAACUAGGCCCAUCCUUGUAAAGUUCAUAAGCUACCACAAAAAAUCAACAAUAUUACAAAACGCCAAACUUUUAAAAGGAUCUGAAAUAGCAAUCUCACUGGAUUUGACCAAGGAAGAAAGGGAAAACCAGAAAAUACUCUACAGACAUCUCAAGGAAGCCAAAAACCAAGGACUAGAAGCAAAAAUAAAGAAGAACGAACUUAUAGUCCAGGGCGAAACCUUCACCAUAAAAGAAUUAUUAAAUCUAGAAAAAAACGAAGCCCAAGCCUCACAGACUACACCCAGUACGCAGCCAACAGGAAACGCCAAUAACAAACCAAAAACAGCUGAAAAGAAGCCGGCAGAAGCAAAAAACAAUAGCAGCUCGAAGCCCCCAAACGAAAACAAAAAUCAGCAGGCAAACAUCACAAACAAACGUCGCAGCUAUACAGGACCUAAAACUCGUGCCGCAUUUGAUAAAUUGGCAGCCGAACAUCAUUGUCUUCGAAUCAAACUCCUUGGCGACUGUUACUAUUGCGUGUCCGGUCUACCAGAACCCAGGCCUGAACAUGCCCAAUCUACCGUUGAAAUGGGCCUGGAUAUGAUUGACGCUAUAGCGUUAGUAAGGGGUGUAAUGAAUGUUAACGUUAACAUGCGAGUGGGAAUUCAUACAGGUCGGGUGCAUUGUGGCGUAUUGGGAUUAAGAAAAUGGCAAUUUGACGUUUGGUCUAAUGAUGUUACAUUAGCAAAUUAUAUGGAAAGCGGAGGGAUACCUGGGCCUUUCAGUGAGUCGUCAGAAACGCGAGAAAAAAAUCCAGAAGAUGAAGUCAAUGAGUACCUGAUGAAAGCUAUCGAUGCAAGAAGCAUUGAUAGGCUUAGAACUGAGCAUUGCAGAAAUGUGCUCUUGAAUUUUAGAGAUCCCAGUAAAGAGAGAAAGUACGCUUUAGAAAAAGACCGAAUGUUGACGUUGUACUUUAUAUGCUCGACAUUUUGUUUCGCUGCCAUUAUUUUAGUUCAAAUUGCUGUAUUCAAGAGCAAUCACACUGCGUUGUUAUGUUCCAUUCCUGUGGUACUAUUCCUUAUAAUUCUCCCAAUUAUCGUAUAUAUGGACAACAUUAAUCAUCUGCAAAAAAAGCUUUUUGGUCUUUCAAGACAAAUCCACAAAAACCGAAACGUAGCACAAAUUUUCUGCGUAUUUAUGGCUGUAUGCAUUUAUGUUUUGGUUAUAUUAAGAAGCUUGUCUAUGUCCGAAGAAAUCCAAUGUUUGAACUCUACUCUAACCGAAAGCAACUGUACAAACUCCAUAAUAGCCACGGCAAUCGACGACAAUGAAAACAAAGACUGUAAACCCUACUACUUAGUUGACAACCUUCUCCUACUAGUCUUAAUAGCAAUGAUAGCGUGCGCAGUGUAUCAAAUUUUAAUUUCCCUUUUGAAGACAAUCAUUUUACUUUCGGCUAUGGCUGGAUUUUUGGCUAUUUACUUGACGUACUCCAAGGAAGCCGAUUUGAUUUACAAGAGUAUUUGUACGCAUAAAUACAGCUAA
Ceutorhynchus assimilis (cabbage seed weevil) is the source of this 3822-nucleotide messenger RNA. The record is from the annotation of a GenBank genome assembly. Lineage: Eukaryota; Metazoa; Arthropoda; Insecta; Coleoptera; Curculionidae.